This is a messenger RNA of Mollisia scopiformis, 744 nucleotides long. RefSeq lists its product as uncharacterized. Lineage: Eukaryota; Fungi; Ascomycota; Leotiomycetes; Helotiales; Mollisiaceae. The record is from RefSeq and is a predicted model, not a curated record. Bases 1 to 744 code for a protein of 247 amino acids. The transcript has 2 exons.
AUGGCAGCAGAACCAUCAUUCCCUCGGUUCCGAGAGCUGCCUCUAGAGCUCAGAAUCCAAAUCUGGGAACUCACCAUUGUGCCUCGAUACAUUCGUAUAAGGAUUCGCGAAACUUAUGGCAACGCAAUAUCUGGACGCGCAGUUAACGAUUCAGUUGUCCCGAACGUCCUACAAGUUAACAGAGAAUCUAGAGCUCUGUUCUUACCACGAUAUCCUAUGAUGUUCAAAGGAAUAUACAGCAUUCGAUUACCCCUUGGAAGUAAUGGGGUUAGGUUCAAUUUGGACCUGGAUGUCAUUGUGCUAAAUACGUUUGAGAAGUCCGAAUCUGUUAUGAGCAUUUUAGAAUCACCUAAAUCCCUAUCUAGUCGACUUAACACAUUCACGCUAUCGAUAUCGAAGGAAGACUUGAUCUCUAUACGACGCGUAGUCCUUCCUGCACAUUUCAUCACGUUCUUGCGGCUGGUAUUUACCAACAAUCACCACCACCACUACCACGAUUAUGAGAUCCACCGGCUUCAGAGCCUCGAAACGAUCUUAAUUCCAUGCGGUAUGACCACUACGCCAGAAAUGAUUACCUACAUAAAUGCUUUUAUGUUGGAGCCAAAGAGGAGGUGUCCCAAUUGGCAGAUUCCAGGACUGCAAUUCAUCAGCGAGACGGCUUUGGAUGAGGUAGAACAUCCACUCGCAAAUGAUCUGGAACAGUCAACCCGGUGGCAGAGAGUUAGAUCGUGGUUUCGAAGAUAG